ACGCUUCACACGACAUUUGUUGACUGGACACGUCGACAGACACAGUUGUAAGUCGCACGCUCAAUCGUGAAAAGUUGAUCAAAUGAGAAUCUAAUAGUGAUAGCGAUAAUAGUGACUGUGAUUUGUGUUCCCUUACAUUUGCCAACGUGAAAAAGUUGACGUGAUUUUACGUUAAAUCGUUCAUAUUGGCCUUGUCUCCACUAUCACUCCAUAUCGAAUAGUUUAAAAACAGUUGGGACCCAUCACGCCAGAAAGUUGAAGUGGAGAGACUUUGAGAAUAAGCGAAAUCACUUUCAAGCAUUGCCGAGCGAGAGUGAAGCGGAAUAAAACGCGAAUAUUUUCUCUUUCUAGUCGCAUUAAUACGUUAAUGAAAUGAGUCCAAUUAAAAUUAAGGGCAUCGGCAAAAGAACCUUGAAAAAAACGGAAGAAAAAAAUGAAUAUGGCAUUCUCCAACGCUUCAAAGAGAUUGAAAAAGGCAUCUGGGAAGGUGAUCCACCCGACAAAGAGGACCCGACGAGGGUUUUUAUAGACGGACUCAUCAACAUUAUAAGCGAAAUUCGCUAUCCACCGAAGGGAAAGGGAAAAGAAGAUGCCCAAAAAGAAGUAGAAAAUGCAAAUGAAUUGGUUGAGAAGGUUGAAGAAUUGACUAGAGGAAAAAUGAUCGCAAAAGACAGCCGAAAGACGACCGCCGACAUCGUGAAGGGAUUGAAAAUCAAAUCAGGCGAUCCAGCUAAAUUCGAAACGUUUUUCUGCUGUCUCCUGAUGGCCGAUUCUUUAGAACCGAAGAAGGGUGACGUUUUUUCCGGAGUUUUCAAGAGUUGGGAUCGGUUACAGAAGCUGGACCAAGUUGGCGACACUGAAUUGAAAAAUUUCUUCAAGACAGAAACUGCUAAGAUAGAUCGAAAAGAACGGACGCAAAAUGUAAAAAAAGGAUUCCAAGGCAUGAUUUCAUUGAUUUCUGAGGCCGGAAACGAAAAUAAAGCCCUUGAAAUGGGAACAUUGCAUAAAUUUUGUGUAAAUGAGGAAGCCAUUCGAGAUAAGUUUUAUAAACUGUUCACAAACUGUCAGAUCAAAAGACCAGACUUUACUCACUGUUACGUGAGCGUAAAAAUAAUCCUGUCGGAGUUCGUCAAAAUCCUAGAACAUCACCUGCAAUGGGAAGUUGAGGACGUCGAGAAGAUGCUAAGAGUUUUCGGCCUUUCACCGCCAUCAUUUGAAACCGAAAAUCAAAAUGGGACCAAUCGUCUUCAAAAACAACUUGCCAAUUCAUGGAACCAAGUCAAAAAUAAACUCAACGAUCCUGAAAAAGAAUGGAAACAAUUCACCGAGAGCCCCAAAGUGACGACACCUGAUGAUGCGACAGACAGUAGCAGCAACCACGACCAAAUUAAAUGCCUUCAAAUUAACCUGAAUAGGAGCGAAAAAGCAUGGGAAAAUCUAAUUCUUCAAUGGUUAGCAAAAGAAAAAGUUGACGUUGUUUUCAUUCAAGAACCGUAUCUCAACAAAAUCGGCAACGAACAAACUAACGACUGCUGCUACUACUUCCCCGGCCUACCCAAAAAUUACCGGGCAGUUCAUAACAAUUACUUGAUGGGCAAAGACAAAAAAUCGAAAUAUGGUUACAGUGCGACCAUACUUGUUCACGUCGGCGUCAAAUUCGAGCGCAUCCUUCCGAUGGCUGCACCAAGCGACAACUAUCCGACAACAUCGACAACUAUCAGACAACAUCCGCAAGAGCUGAUGGUCGGCAUCCGAUUGACUGGAAAUGGAUGGGAUGGUGUUACCUUGUUCUCCAUCUACUGCCGGCCAAGUAGAAGUCUUCGAUCGCUCUUGAAGCCAUUGCGUUCGUUGGGCAAUCACGACAUGACGGUCCUCUGUAUGGACGCCAACGCCACACAUCCGAAGUGGAGUCCAAAUUGGGAGGACAAUGGUUUCUACUCGGGACGGGGCGAAGACCUAGAAGAUUUCCGAGCGUUUUGCGAUCUCCAAGUGGCGAAUAGAAAUCUGGAGGACAGAAAGAAACCAAUUAAAAAACAAGCCACAUCUAAAGAGAAUGAAGGGGACACAAGCGAUGAAGAUAAACCAGAAACAAAAAACGAUCUCGAGAAAAAUUCUAAACACAUUGACGUGACUCUUUACGGAACUAAAUUAAGCAUCGAUGAUUGGGAGAGACUUAAAGACGAAUCUUUAUCUGACCAUCGUUACAUCACUUUUUCUAUUAGAAAUUACCCUGGCGAAAAUUCAAAGAAAUCGUCGACUCUUCUGAGCGCAUUGGGUGGCGGAAGUAUGUCCUGUUUUGGGAAAAAACCCAAAAGGCCAUCAGUUGGACACCUCGCUGACCAAUGAAGAAUAGUUACUUUAAAUUGUCAAUUGUUUUAUUUUGGUACGAGACGUUUUGUACCCCGUAGCAUUUAAUUUCCUGUGAGUACGAGAAUGAGCUUAUUGUUAUACCAGUGACGUCAUUUUACAAAAUUAUUAAACGUUGAACAAAAAUGAA
Molecule: messenger RNA, 2497 nt
Organism: Daphnia pulex (common water flea)
Lineage: Eukaryota; Metazoa; Arthropoda; Branchiopoda; Diplostraca; Daphniidae
Exons: 4
Coding region: 373-2346 (657 amino acids)
Molecular function (GO): catalytic activity
Source: RefSeq, a predicted model, not a curated record